Messenger RNA from Aspergillus puulaauensis, 1035 nucleotides. RefSeq lists its product as uncharacterized. Bases 1 to 1035 code for a protein of 344 amino acids. The record is from RefSeq and is a predicted model, not a curated record. Lineage: Eukaryota; Fungi; Ascomycota; Eurotiomycetes; Eurotiales; Aspergillaceae. The transcript is spliced from 4 exons.
AUGUACUCUGGUACUACCAGGAACAACAACUACCCCACCACCAACAUGGGUCUCCCCAUCCCCCAGGCUGGUGAAAUCCACUACGCCUUGGUCGAAAUCGAGUGCCCUCAACCAACCCGGCGAGUAAUCGUCAGCAUUCUCGAACCCAUCGAAGAGAUGGAAGAACCUGCUCCGGAGCACUCCACACCAACUCCCGAGCAGGUUCCUUGUAUCCCAACCACCAACACUAGGGAUACCAACCCUCAGUCUGACCCCAACAACGACUCGUCUAAUGAAACUGCUUCAAACGAGUCUGGUUCUGACCAUGAACAUCGUGUUCGUCGAGUCCGCUUCGCGGAAGAGGUCACCGUCAUUCCAAAAUCAGUGGGAAGACACGUUCGCUGGCCCGCUGACGCGGAGCUCGUCACCUUCAUCCCAGACGCCGAGUACUCCAAGGAAGCCCCAGUGAAGAAGGUCCGCUUCGCAGGAUCGCCGGACCUGGUGACUUACAUCCCCAACGACUCUUCCGUAGAUGGCGACUAUGACUCUGAUGAAAACAACAACAACAACAACAACAACAACAACAACAACAACACCUCCGAGCAUGGCAGCCCUGCACUCCGCGUCCGGUUCGCCGCGGAGCCAGUCGUGCGCCGCUCAACCCAAGUCAACACUCUCUAUGACAUUGAAGCUGGAGAAGAAGUUCCACGCCCUGGCAGUGCCUACAACUACCCACGCCUGCUUAGUGUUAAUGACCGAACACCCACUCCCCCAGCGUAUGUGCCCCUAGCUAUACUUGGCUCGGCACAGGUCCAAGAAGAGCAAGACGUCGUCGAGACAGUCUGGGACGAUGAAGUACCCUCUGAUGGGUCUCGCGACGCGAGUGAGCUCGACCGCACCGAGACCCUCGAGGACUUUGUCCACCUGGCUACGCACUCGAAGAAGAGAAAGAGAAGAAUGAGAAGGGCCUUUGCGGGUGUUGCUGCAAGGCUGUCGAAGAUUGUGACGAAGAAGAAGAGACAGAGAACCAUUGAUGAUGUUUAUUGCUGGGCUUGA